This is a messenger RNA of Sarcophilus harrisii (Tasmanian devil), 3936 nucleotides long. Its product is annotated as zinc finger protein 420-like. Gene Ontology annotation, molecular function: DNA-binding transcription factor activity, RNA polymerase II-specific; RNA polymerase II cis-regulatory region sequence-specific DNA binding. The coding region runs from base 102 to 2312 and encodes 736 amino acids. The record is from RefSeq and is a predicted model, not a curated record. NCBI's taxonomy places the organism in Eukaryota, Metazoa, Chordata, Mammalia, Dasyuromorphia, Dasyuridae. The transcript is spliced from 5 exons. Gene Ontology annotation, biological process: regulation of transcription by RNA polymerase II.
CUUCGGGCUCUCUCUGUUUCUCUGGGAGCAGCGAUCACUUUUGUCUUUUGGAAGCCACAUCCGUUCUUGCAGCUCCCUGAGGGAACCUGCAGCCAGAGGGAAUGAGCCCUGGGAGCCUCAGACCUCCUCAGGAAUGGAUGACAUUCAGGGAUGUGGCUGUGGAUUUUACCCAGGAGGAGUGGGGCCUCUUGGACCCUCUUCAGAAGGAGCUGUACAAGGGGGUGAUGCUGGAGAAUGCCCAGAACCUGCUGUCCCUGGGGCUUCCAGUUCCCAGAGAAGAUGUGAUCUCUUAUUUUGAGCAAAGGGAAGUACCAUGGAUGCUGCACCCGGAAGGCCUGAGGAGCUGCCCUCCAGAAAGAGAAUUCAGACUAGAAAUUAAGGACUGUAUUACAAAGGAAAGCUUUUCUGUAGUAGAAACUCUCCUGCCAAGAUUCAUCCAUGAUGGUUCUGCUAAUUUCACAUGGAAUGAUAUCUGUGAUAAAUAUAAGAAAAUCCAUAUUGGAGAGAAAUCUUAUGAAUGUAACCAGGGUGGAAAAGCUUUUGCAGAAUGGGGAGCUCUUGCUAUACAUCAGAGAAUCCACACUGGAGAGAAACCUUAUAAAUGUAGCCAAUGUGGAAAAGCUUUUGCAAAAAGGGAAUCUCUUUCUGUACAUCAGAGAAUCCAUACUGGAGAGAAACCAUAUAAAUGUAACCAAUGUGGAAAAACUUUCAAAUGUAAGCAUAGUCUUCCUCUACAUCAGAGGAUCCACACUGGAGAGAAGCCAUAUAAAUGUAACCAAUGUGGAAAAACUUUCAAAUAUAAGCAUAAUCUUCCUCUACAUCAGAGGAUCCACAGUGGAGAGAAACCCUAUGGAUGUAACCAAUGUGGAAAGGCUUUUAGGCAAAAGGGAGCUCUUACUGAACAUCAGAGAAUUCACACUGGAGAGAAACCUUUUGAAUGCAACCAGUGUAGAAAGACUUUUAGAGAAAGGAGAGGUCUUAUAAGACACCAGAGAAUCCACAUUAGGGAGAAGCCUUAUGAAUGUAACCAAUGUGGAAAGGCUUUUAGAGAAAGGAGAGCUCUUACUGGGCAUCAGAGAAUCCAUACUGGAGAGAAGCCUUAUGGAUGUAACCAAUGUGGAAAAGCUUUUGCAAGAAGGGGAGUGCUUACUGAACAUCAGAGAAUCCACACUGGAGAGAAACCUUAUGAAUGUAACCAGUGUGGAAAGAGUUUUAAAAGAAGGGAUUCUCUUACUAACCAUCAGAGAAUCCAUACUGGAGAGAAGCCUUAUGAAUGUAACCAAUGUGGAAAGACUUUUAGAGAAAGGAGAGCUCUUAAUGAGCAUCAAAGAAUCCACACUGGAGAGAGACCAUAUGAAUGUAACCAGUGUGGAAAGACUUUUAUGAGAAGAGAAUCUCUUGCUGAACAUCAGAGAAUCCAUAUUCUAGAGAAGCUUUAUGAAUGCAACCAGUGUGGAAAGCGUUUUAUAAGAAGGGAAUCUCUUACUGAACAUCAGAGAAUCCAUACUGGAGAGAAGCCUUAUGAAUGUAACCAAUGUGGAAAGACUUUUAGAGGAAGGAGAGCUCUUACUCUACAUCAGAAGACGCACACUGGAGAGAAACCUUAUAAAUGCAACCAAUGUGGAAAAACUUUCAAAUAUAAGCCUGGUCUUACUCUACAUCAGAGGAAGCAUACUGGAGAGAAACCUUAUAAAUGUAACUAUUGUGGAAAGGCUUUCUCAAGAAGACAAGUGCUUACUGAACAUCAGAGAAUCCACACUGGGGAGAAACCUUAUACAUGUAACCCAUGUGGAAAGACUUUUGCAAGAAGAGGAGCUCUUACUACACAUCAGAAAAUCCAUACUGGAGAGAAACAUUAUAAAUAUAACCAAUGGGGAAAGGCUUUGAGAAAAUGGCUUGCUCUUAAUGGACAUCAGAAUACCCACACUGGAGAGAAACCUUAUGAAUGCAACCAGUGUGGAAAGACUUUUAGUCAUAAAGGAACUUUUAAUGUACAUCAGAGAAUCCACACUGGAGAGAAACCUUAUGGAUGUAACCAGUGUGGAAAAGCUUUUAAGCAUAAAGGAGCUCUUAAUGUACAUCAGAGAAUCCACACUGGGGAGAAACCUUAUAAAUGUAACCAGUGUGGCAAGGCUUUCAGUCAUAAAGGAGCUCUUUCUGUACAUCAGAGAAUCCACACUGGGGAGAAGCCUUAUGGAUGUAACCAGUGUGGAAAGGCUUUUACAAGAAGGGACUCUCUUGCUCUACAUCAAAGAAUCCAUACUGGGGAGAAAUCUUAUGAAUGUAACCAACAUGGCAUAGGUUUUGUAUGAACAUCAUGUACAAAUGGCCACAGGCCUGGAAAGACUCUUAGUGGCUGUUUAUAUUUCUAGCAAUUGAAAUAUUCUUCUUUUUAAUAGCCAUCAAUUUGUUGCCUCUAGCACCUACUUGUCCCCAGUACAGGAAGUUUGUCCGUAAUCUUCCUUCUUAUUGCCCUCAAACUCUUUCACAAGUGGUGGGAGGGAAAUGGGAGGGAAUGAGCAUUUCCUUUGCUAGGUGUUGUGCCAUGUGCUUUUUGUACAGCACUGUGUUGUUUAAGAACAACUUCCAGCAAGUAUGUGGUUAUUCUAAGUAACCAAAUUAAUGAAAAAGCAUAAACGAACAAAGAUGCCAUUUUCAUCCAAUGGAAGAACUGAUGAUUAGAAAUAUGUAGAACAUAAUUUGACAUAUAUGUGCAUCUGCAUGGUUGUAUAGGUAUACCAUAUAUAUUUCUGUGUAAUGGUAGGCAUCUAUAGGGUGAGGGCAGGAAAGUGAACACAUAUAACUUUGUUGUCUAUUUGAAAGUAACAGCAAGCUUUAAAGUGCAGAUUUACCAUUUUGUGUGCCUUACUAAAUUACUAAUUAGUGUGGUUAAUAGUGGUUUAAGACAUACACAAUUGGGGAGAAAAUAGUCAAAAUUAAAUAAAACAGCAUUUGUAUGACACCUCUGUGUCACUUACUAAAUGUAUAUGGUUUCAUCUUCAUGAGAACCUUAAGAUUUAGCUGCUAGUAUUAAGCUCCUUUUAGAGAUAAACUGAGGAAAACAGAGGUCCUGUAACUUGACUAGCAUGUUUCUGAGAUGGGAAGAAAACUUGGGUCUUACUGAUUCAAGGGCUGAUCAACAAUUUUCCCACUGUACCACCAGCUCUAUUGUGAUUCUGAAACUGCUAUGCUGAACAUGGUCACACAUGUGGAAAGAAUUAGAUAAGCUGUUAUGGAGAGCUGGAAUUUCACUUUGUAAAACUCUAACCAGUCAAAAUUAUUUGCUAAUUAUUAUUAAAAAGAUUUAAAUUCCUAUUGACUCAUGAUAAGUUCAGCAUUAAUCAUAUCCACAAUUGCAUCCAAAGGUCACUUGCACAUGUUGCUUUUUUUUUUUUUUUUUGUAAUAAUGUUUAAUGAUGCAAAGCAACCUUCAAAAGGACAGAAUUUUUUCAGAUAAUACUCUUUUUAUCUACCAGUGGUAAAGUGGCUACAUUAUCAUUGACCAAGCCAUGUUAGCAACCAAUGCCUUUGAGAAACUGCCAGAUAGAAGAAGAGUAACAUAAACAGAGGAUAUGCUCAAAUUAGAAAAUAACCUUAGUAUUUCAAUGAGUGGCAUUUCAAGGUCCAUUUUUGUAGAACGGUUGUAGACUUCCAUGAUGAUUUCAUGAUGGCUUCUAAUGUACAUUGCUAGGGACCAUGGUUUUUGGGUAGCCUGCCCUCACUGCUGCAAGAAUGGAAAGGCAGACAACAUCUAGAUCUGCUGAUUACUGGUUUGAUGAGAUGUGAUUACUUGGUAACGCAGGAAUUAAAGAACAGCUCUGGUACAGUCAGAGCCUGCCACUGGAGGUCUUUUUAUACCUGUGUCCAUUUGUACAAGACUGGCCAACCUUCAGAUGGAUUUACAUGUGAAUUCUACCAAACAUUUAAAGAACAAUU